CAACAGCCUGCUGAACCGUACACCCCAAAUCAAGCACCCUUUACGAACACCAUUCAAUCCCCUAUGCAACAAAACACUUUUCCACAAGGCCAGGUACAGCAACAACCACUUCAAGUCCAGCCGCCCCAAUUCGUCGCAUCACAACCUGCCCAACUUCUGCAAGCACAGUACCAACAACCUCAAUUCAACCAACCUCACGAAGGGCCCGCAAUGCAACAGCCAGUCUUCACAGCCCAACAGCCCUUCUCAGGGCUACCAAACAUGACGCCUCAGCAGCUCCAUCAAGUCCAACAAGCCAUCCAAAACAUGCCCCCAGAGAAACUCCAAAACAUCCAGCAACAAGUCCAGCAAAUGAUCCCGCCACCGCAGACAACAAGUCCAACGCACAUGCUACCUCAGCGACCCCUGCUACAACAGAUACAGCCAUUAGCCCAACCACUGCAACAACAGCAACCCCAGGGAUCAAAUUAUACGUCCACCCCACCAUCUGGUCUUUUCGGUCCCAAAAGACAUUCAAGUCAUGGCUCCGGUCCCCAAGACGCACAGAAGAGCGAUGGCGUAAAGCGCUUCUUUGGGGAUACUUUGAUUGGCAGAGUAGCACGCUCGUCCGUCCAGACAGCAACCUCAAUGGCCAAGAUCCCCACCUCCCUCUCUCCAUGGGGCGACAACAACCCAGUCACUCUCCCCAACGUACGCUACCGCGACGCCGUCCUCUUCACCACCUUCGCCUUCGUCGGCGCCCCCCUUGUAGACAGCGCCGCAGACGGCAUAACCAGCGCAUUCGGCGCCGACUCCUUCAUCUCUGAGAUCAUAAACUCAGGCGCCGGAGCCAUCGCAGCUUCAACAGUGCUGAAGUACUCCGUCUUCCAGAUCGUGGAGCAGGCAAUUGAUAAGGGCAUCAUCGAGCACAUGCUGCCUGAGGAGGAGAAGAUGCUCGAAACAACAAGUGUGAAGAGUCUGCAAGUCGGCAUCAAGCAUAAGCUCAUGGGCGUCGACGCCGACCUCCGCUUCGUGGGCGUGUAUCCCAGUGCUAACCCACAGGCGUGUGAGAAAGGGUGGUUCUGCCCGUAUCUCUUCGCGUCGGCCCGCACGCCCUCGAUCCCACGCAUGAACGACUUCGCCAUUGCGCAGUCUUUCGGCCCAUUUCUCGCCGGCGACUACCGCCUAGCCCACACCCUCCUCUCAGAAAGCACACACACGCUCUCCCUC
Molecule: messenger RNA, 1209 nt
Organism: Dothidotthia symphoricarpi CBS 119687
Lineage: Eukaryota; Fungi; Ascomycota; Dothideomycetes; Pleosporales; Dothidotthiaceae
Exons: 2
Source: RefSeq, a predicted model, not a curated record